Messenger RNA from Linnemannia hyalina, 1029 nucleotides. The record is from the annotation of a GenBank genome assembly. Lineage: Eukaryota; Fungi; Mortierellomycota; Mortierellomycetes; Mortierellales; Mortierellaceae.
AUGGAUCUGAUGCUUCAGGAUGUUGUCACGGGGAGGACACAUGAGUUCCGACAGUCGUUGAGGGCUCUUGGGGUGCGGGAUGAGGAUAUCUUUGAGACUGGGUGGAGUGAUAUUGAGCCCUUGAAGGAUUAUGGCGAGUUCCAGAAGAAGCUCCGGGAUCUGAUUCUGGGGUAUGAGCGCAAGUACCCAGGAGCAUCGCACAAGUGCAUAAGCGGAGAAUACGAUCGGGAUUCUGUUGGACGGAACCCGACUCACAGGGCCUGCUGGGACGUCGCCACGCAGCUCCUCCAAGAAUUCCCUCAAGGCUGGCCCGCCUCCCGUCAACUCUGGGACUUCCGGUUCUACAGGACAUAUACAUACUACAACCCUCCAUCCCACAGAUCCGCACAAUUCAUUCGCGCCCUACCCCAAUUCCUACCCUACAAGCAAAAGGCCCUGGACCAGUAUAAGCGGUGGGACCCUUCAAAGGGAGAACUGGCUUGGGGGUACCAUUCUGUCAAGGCCUUGAUUGAUGCGGCGUAUUAUGACCCACAUGUGUAUUUGGAUAUGUUGGAUAAUGAUCCUACUAAUCCGGAGAAUCUGAGGAGGGGUGAGACGGGUGGAGGUAGGGUGAAGUUCGAGGGGGAGUUCGAGGUUAGUGGCGGGGAGGAUGUGGACGUUGGAGAGGAGGAACAUGGGAUGUUCCCGGCAGUUUGGAGGUCCAGUCGGAAGAAGAAUACCAACAAGAUGUUGUUGGAGGUGGGUGAACAACAACAGCAGCAGGCGCAGGAUCAAGAACAGGAGAUAUAUAUGGAUGAUGGGUUGAUCGGAUUGCACCGCAAGGUCCCUGGCGCACAUCCUGGCCCCAGCAGCAGCUCAACAAGCGCGGUACCGCAUCUUGAGACGAACAAGGACAGCGCGGUAGAGUGGGAUGAGAAGGAAGCAGAUAUGAGGCUGCAGGUUCUCAAGGCCUUUGACGAUGCAGUCCAACGUCCAGAGGGCAAAGAGUACCACGACAGCAUUCGAGCCAUGGCAAGUUCUGGAAUCUGA